Molecule: messenger RNA, 746 nt
Organism: Medicago truncatula (barrel medic)
Lineage: Eukaryota; Viridiplantae; Streptophyta; Magnoliopsida; Fabales; Fabaceae
Exons: 1
Coding region: 107-580 (157 amino acids)
Source: RefSeq, a predicted model, not a curated record
CUCAUUCUCUUCUUCUUCUCAUUACCCCACGAACCCUAAUUCAAAGAAGAUUUCAACCAAACCUAACCCUAGGCUUUCUCUCAGCGAAAUCACACAAGAAAACAACAUGUCCAAAGAUGUUGCUCUUCCUAUGGUAAUCAAACUCCAAAUCAACAACAACUUCUCUGUUUUGAGAGUCUUUGUCAACCCUAGCAGUAAAGUGGACAUUCUCUACUGGUCCGCAUUCUUGAAGAUGGGACUUUCAGAAUCAAUGCUCAAACCAUGUCAAGCAUUUCUCAAGUAUACUUUUGGAAAAGGUGUACCAGUCAAAGGAUACAUUGAUUUGGACACAACUUUUGGUAAAGGUGAGAAUACCAAAACCAUCAAGGUCAGGUACUUCGUCGUUGAGUCGGCACCGUCUUUUUCUAUUUUUAAUGUUGUUCUUGGCUGGCCUGCACUUAAAGAUUUGAAUGCUGUACGACUCUCAUGGGCAGACCUCACCAUAGAAUAUUCGAUUGGAGAUGGAAAGGUCGGUGUUGUCGAGGCAGACCUUGAGACGGCCAAGAAGUGUCACGAUAUGUGUCCCCAUUUUAUUAUGUAGUUUUGAACUAGUAUUUUCACUUUUCAGUAUGUAGUUUAGUUUCUCUAAAAUGAAUGACAUGACACAAAUGUUUGACUUUCUCUAGCAACUAUUGCUAUAGCCUAUAGCACUUAUGAUAAUUAUCUUUAAUGUUGAUCAAACACGUUAUUCGGAUUGUGUUCUUUUA